Hemiscyllium ocellatum (epaulette shark) is the source of this 900-nucleotide messenger RNA. Its product is annotated as gamma-crystallin S-1-like. Bases 1 to 900 code for a protein of 299 amino acids. NCBI's taxonomy places the organism in Eukaryota, Metazoa, Chordata, Chondrichthyes, Orectolobiformes, Hemiscylliidae. The transcript is spliced from 5 exons. The record is from RefSeq and is a predicted model, not a curated record. Gene Ontology annotation, molecular function: structural constituent of eye lens. Gene Ontology annotation, biological process: visual perception; lens development in camera-type eye.
AUGAAAGAGGACCGAGGAGGCUCCUACAGAAUGAGGAUUUACGAGAGGCCUGACUUUGGAGGACAGAUGAUAGAAUUCAUGGAUGACUGUACAUCUAUCUACGAUCGUUUCCGUUACCGUGACAUCCACUCCUGCCAUGUGAUGGACGGUUACUGGAUCUUCUAUGAACGUCCCAACUACGGAGGGCGACAGUACUUCCUGAGACCCGACAGCAAAGGUGAUGAGGUGGCAAUAUCCACCGUAUCCAUCUCAGAUUCUGAGCUGUCUUCAACACCUGAGGAAGAAGGAAAAGCCAUGGGUUGCAAAACAGUCGGAAAGGCUGUCGAGGAGCUGCAAAGUUUGAGAAAUCAUGAAUUUACAAACCUGUUUCUUCCCUCACAGAUCAUCUUUUACGAGGACAGGAGCUUCCAGGGACGGCACUAUGAGUGCAGCAGUGACUGUGCCGACCUGUCCCCUUACUUCAGCCGCUGUAACUCCAUCCGUGUUGAGAGUGACUGGUGGGUGGUGUAUGAGAAACCCAAUUACAUGGGAUACCAGUAUGUUCUGACCAGGGGAGAGUAUCCUGACUACCAGCGCUGGAUGGGAUUCAAUGACAACAUUUGGUCAUGUCGCACUUACCCAUACUACCGAGGAGGCUCCUACAGAAUGAAAAUUUACGAGAGGCCUGACUUUGGAGGACAGAUGAUGGAAUUCAUGGAAGACUGUCCGUCUGUUUACGAUCGUUUCCGUUACCGUGACAUCCACUCCUGCCAUGUGAUGGACGGUUACUGGAUCUUCUAUGAACAUCCCAACUACAGAGGGCGACAGUACUUCAUGAGGCCCGGUGAAUACAGGAGAUACAGUGACUGGGGAGGCUACAGCUCAACUAUUGGAUCUUUCAGGCGAAUGAGGGACUUUUAG